AUGGCUUCGAUCAAACUGCCAGAAUUCUCGAAUACCCCCGUCGACCAGAUCCCGGACAUUGUCUCGCGUGUCCGAAAGACCUUCCAUUCCCAGAAAACCCGCCCUGCAGAGUUCCGUCUUAAACAACUGCGCAAGCUGUAUUGGACGAUCGUUGACUUUGAGAAAGAGCUAAUGGAAGCAUGCCGGCGAGAUCUGGGCAAAGGCUUCUUCGAGGCCCUAGCCACGGAAAUCAACUGGGUACAGAAUGACAUUAUUUUCAUGACCAAGAACCUGGAGAAAUGGAUGAAAGAUGAAAAGCCUGCAGAUAUACCCUUGAGUAAUUGGUUCAUGAGUCCCAAGAUUCGCAAAGAUCCCCUGGGAGUGGUCCUCGUCAUCGGUGCUUUCAACUUUCCAAUUCAACUCACAUUGGGUCCCGUAAUCGGUGCGAUCUCAGCAGGAAAUACCGUGGUGCUGAAGCCUUCCGAGAACACCCCAAACUGCGCCGCGGUCAUGCAAAAGAUUGUGGAGGAGGCUCUGGAUCCUGACUGCUUCGUCUGCGUGCAGGGUGGUAUCCCGGAAACAUCAGCCUUACUCGAACAAAAAUGGGACAAGAUCUUCUUUACUGGCUCUGCGCGAACAGCUAAAAUUGUAGCACAAGCAGCUGCGAAAAGUCUUACUCCCUAUGCAUUGGAGCUGGGUGGAAAGAAUCCGGCCAUUGUCACGAAGAAAGCAGACAUGCGCUUAGCAGCCCGGCGGUUGCUAUGGGCCAAAACGCUGAAUGCUGGCCAGGUCUGCAUCAGCCAAAACUUCAUUCUGGUCGACAAAGAUGUAGCCCAGUCGCUUAUUGAAGAGUUGAAGACAGCCAUAAAGGAGUUCUUCCCAAAAGGCGCGAAGAAUAGUGAGGACUACUCUAGGAUUGUCAACAUCCAAGCAUUCAACCGCAUCAAGAAAAUGCUGGACAAUACAUCAGGCAGAAUCGUUGCCGGUGGCACAAUGGACGCUGAAGAUCUCUUCAUCGAGCCUACCGUGAUCGAAGUUACAGACCCCAAAGACUCACUGUUGGUCGAGGAGUCAUUUGGCCCUCUCAUCCCUGUCUUGCCAGUUGACAAUCUAGAUCAGGCCAUCAGUAUUGCCAAUGAAGUGCACGAAACCCCACUGGGAGUCUAUGCCUUCGGAUCCAAGGAUGAGACUGAUAAAGUUCUUGCAGGAACUCGUUCAGGUGGGGCCAGUAUCAACGAUGGUUUUUUCCACGGCACCAUACCGACCCUGGCUUUCGGCGGCGUGGGCGAUUCAGGGACAGGCGCAUAUCGCGGCAAAGCUUCAUUUGAUUGCUUCACUCAUCAACGAUCGAUCACGACGACACCGUCUUGGAUGGAGAGCAUGCUGGCAAUGAGAUAUCCCCCUUUCGCCGGCACCGACAAGCUCAAGCAGUACAACAAAAUGGCACUUCUGAAACCAGAUUUCGACCGGCAGGGCAAUAAGAAAGUCAGUUCACUCUGGUGGCUGCUAACCCUGGGUUCAGGCAGUGCUUCAAAAGGUGCGUUAAGAGCGGCGCUGUUAGCUGGAGCCGUCCUGGCGUUGAGAAUGCUGAUGGCAGGCAGAGCACUGAGAAACAGUAACGGAGAAUGGCUGAUUAUUCAGAUCAACUCCUAG
Molecule: messenger RNA, 1632 nt
Organism: Exophiala viscosa
Lineage: Eukaryota; Fungi; Ascomycota; Eurotiomycetes; Chaetothyriales; Herpotrichiellaceae
Exons: 2
Coding region: 1-1632 (543 amino acids)
Biological process (GO): aldehyde metabolic process
Cellular component (GO): cytoplasm
Molecular function (GO): aldehyde dehydrogenase (NAD+) activity
Source: RefSeq, a predicted model, not a curated record